AUGACCCGAUUGAAAAUUCUGCUUUUCGAUUUUGAUAUUGUCUAUGUGAACCAAAAGGCAGUAAAAGGGAGUGCAAUAGAAAAUUUUCUAGCCAGUAGAGCUCUAAAAGAUUAUGAGUCUUUGAACGUUGAUUUCCCGAAUGAAGAUAUGAUGUAUGUUGCAACCACUGAAGAAGAUGCUCAAGAAGGACAUCUUUGGAAACUAAAUUUUGAUGGAGUUUCAAACGCUAUGGGUAACAGAAUCGGGGCAGUCCUGGUAUCCCCAAACAAAGAUCAUUAUCUCUUUACUAGUAAAUUGAAUUUUGGUUGCACAAACAAUAUGACAGAAUACAAAGCAUGCAUCAUGGGUAUCCGUGAAGCAAUAAAACCCAAGAUCAAGGUACUGGAGGUAUAUGAAGAUUCUGCACUAGUAAUCUAUCAACUCAAAGGAGAAUGGGAGAUGAGAGACCCCAAGUUGACCAAUUAUCAAAGGCUGGUCCUUGAAUUAAUUAAGGAGUUCGAUGACAUCACUUUCUGCUACCUCCCGCGAGAUGAAAAUCAGAUGACUGACGCCCUGACUACUUUAGCUUCUAUGGUCAAAGUGAACAGACAAAAGGAUGUAAAACCUAUCCCGAUGAGUAUUUAUGAGGCUCCAGCCCAUUGUUACAACAUCGAGGAAGAAGAAAAUGAUGAUAAUCCUUGGUACCACAAUAUACUGCGAUAUGUGAAGAAUCGUGAAUACCUUGAUCAAGCAACCGAGAAUAAUAAAAGGACAUUGAGAAGAUUGACCAAUGGAUAUAUCUUAGAUGGGGAGAUCGUAUACAAAAGAAGAAAGGAUUAG
Gossypium raimondii (Peruvian cotton) is the source of this 819-nucleotide messenger RNA. RefSeq lists its product as uncharacterized. The coding region runs from base 1 to 819 and encodes 272 amino acids. The transcript has a single exon. Gene Ontology annotation, molecular function: nucleic acid binding; RNA-DNA hybrid ribonuclease activity. NCBI's taxonomy places the organism in Eukaryota, Viridiplantae, Streptophyta, Magnoliopsida, Malvales, Malvaceae. The record is from RefSeq and is a predicted model, not a curated record.